AUGACAAAGAAGGCAAAAGCACAGGAUUUCGUUCUUAAGACUCCGAAAGGUACCAAGGAUUGGGCCGACAAGGAUAUGAUCAUCAGAGAGGCAAUUUUCAACAAAUUGUCGACGAUGUUCAAGAAGCACGGUGGUGUAACCAUUGAUACUCCGGUAUUUGAGCUUCGUGAAAUCCUUACAGGUAAAUAUGGUGAAGAUUCAAAGUUAAUUUACAAUUUGGAGGAUCAGGGAGGUGAAUUGACCUCGUUGCGAUACGAUUUGACUGUGCCAUUUGCCAGAUUUGUCGCAUGUAACAGCGUUAGUUCUAUCAAGAGAUACCACAUUGCCAAGGUCUACAGGAGAGACCAACCAGCAAUGACUAAAGGUAGAAUGAGGGAGUUUUACCAAUGUGAUUUCGAUAUUGCUGGUAAUUACGAUUUGAUGGUCCCAGACUCGGAAAUUUUGAAUAUCUUAUGUGAAGGUCUUGUAGGAUUGAACAUUACUGACUUUAAGGUUAAAUUGAAUCACAGAAAAAUCCUUGAUGGUAUCUUUGAAGCUUGUGGUGUUCCCGAAGCUGACAUCAGAAAAGUUUCAUCAGCAAUCGACAAGUUGGACAAGUCGCCAUGGGAUGCAGUGAAGAAGGAGAUCUUGGAGAAAGGUCAAAGCGAGGAAACUGCUGACAAGAUCUGGACCUUUGUUCAACAUAGUGGAAGUAUUAGAGAGGUGAUUGAUAUUUUGAAAAAGAGUGAAGGUUUGGAAAAUGAGUCUGCACAACAGGGUAUUAAGGAGAUGGAAGUGCUAGCAGAUUAUGUUGAAGCAUUUGACAUUCUGAAACACUUGAGUUUUGACUUGAGUCUAGCAAGAGGAUUGGACUAUUACACAGGUUUGAUCUAUGAGGCUGUCACUUCUGCUUCUGCUCCACCUGAAAACGCAAAGGAGUUGAAAGAGAAAGCAUCGGAAGAAAAAAAGAAAUUAAAGGAAAAGAAAGAAAAGAAGGACAAAAAAUCAAAGGAUGCUAAGGAAGGAUCUACUGAAGUGGCAGCAGCAGUCGAGGAAGAAGAAGAUGCAUCUGCUUAUGUUGGUGUUGGUUCUAUUGCAGCAGGUGGUCGUUAUGAUAACUUGGUUGGUAUGUUUUCCAACAACAAAUCUAUUCCUUGUGUAGGUAUCUCAUUUGGUGUUGAAAGACUUUUUUCCAUUAUCAAGCAAAGAGUUGAUUUGAGCAAGAUGAACUCGCAACACACAGAUGUUUAUGUUAUGGCAUUUGGUGGUGGUGAGGGAUGGAAUGGAUUUUUGAAAGAGAGAAUGCAAAUCACUAAUCAGUUAUGGAAGGCAGGUAUUCAUGCCGAGUUCUUGUACAAGGGUAAAGCCAACAUUAGAAAGCAAUUCGACGGUGCUGAGAAAUCAGGUGCAAAAAUCGCGGUGAUUUUGGGUAAAGAAGAGUACCCUGAAGGCAAAUUAAGAAUCAAAUUAUUGGGACAAGGUGAGGAAAAUGAGGGUGAAUUGAUCUCUAUUGAAGAUUUGAUUCCAACUGUUAAGAAAGAAUUGGGUAGCAUUGAAGUAGAAGAUAUCACUGCUUCAUUGAACAACUUAUAG
Messenger RNA from Lodderomyces elongisporus, 1572 nucleotides. It is a transcript of the gene HTS1, whose product is annotated as histidine--tRNA ligase. Gene Ontology annotation, biological process: histidyl-tRNA aminoacylation; mitochondrial translation. Gene Ontology annotation, cellular component: mitochondrion; cytosol; cytoplasm. The record is from RefSeq and is a predicted model, not a curated record. Gene Ontology annotation, molecular function: RNA binding; histidine-tRNA ligase activity. The transcript has a single exon. Bases 1 to 1572 code for a protein of 523 amino acids. Lineage: Eukaryota; Fungi; Ascomycota; Pichiomycetes; Serinales; Debaryomycetaceae.